This is a messenger RNA of Apis dorsata (giant honeybee), 3164 nucleotides long. RefSeq lists its product as uncharacterized. Gene Ontology annotation, molecular function: odorant binding; olfactory receptor activity. The record is from RefSeq and is a predicted model, not a curated record. NCBI's taxonomy places the organism in Eukaryota, Metazoa, Arthropoda, Insecta, Hymenoptera, Apidae. Gene Ontology annotation, cellular component: plasma membrane. Gene Ontology annotation, biological process: detection of chemical stimulus involved in sensory perception of smell; sensory perception of smell. The transcript has 23 exons. The coding region runs from base 129 to 2948 and encodes 939 amino acids.
AGAAAAAUGAAAAAUUCAAAAGCACUGUGUUUAAUAUUUCUUAUUAUAAAACUUUUAAAAAAUAUCUAAAAUUUUUGGGACAGUAUCCAAAUCAAUCACGAUGGAAUAAGGAAUUUAAUACAAAUGUGAUGAUAUGCAGUUUAAUAAGUUUUUUAAUUCCAGGGCUGUUACGAGUUUACACAUCAAUUGUAGAAAAGAACUUGAAUGCUUUGAUGGAAAUUAUACCCAUAGUGUUUGCCACAAUAAGUUGUGCAAUAAAAUUGCUAAAUCAUAGAAUUAAUAAGAAAAAUUUUGAUAAAUUGUUCGAUCUUAUGUCAGAAGAAUGGGAAAUGAAAAAUGAUAAAAAUCAAACAUGUAUUCUUGAUGAAUUUACUAAACAGGGAAAUAAAUUUGCCGAAAUAUAUAAAAAUGUUUUAUUGUCAGCUUUGCUACUAUUUUUAUUACUUCCAUUGUUUCCUUCGUUUUUGGAUAUUGUUUUCCCGCUUAAUAAAACUCGCCAACAAUUACAAAUAUUUAAAAUGAAAUAUUUCGUAAACGAAGAUCAAUACUUUUAUCCUAUUUAUUUCCAUUCAGUUUGGGGUUCAUUUGUAAUUAUAAUGAUUACUGUCACUAUAGAUUCAUUAUAUAUGCUUAUCAUACAUCAUGCUUCCGGUUUAUUUGCUAUGUACGGGUAUCAGAUUGCAAAAGCAACAGAAUGCAAUGAUAUAGACAUAAAUGAAAAUGAAUUGUUUAGACAAUGUGUGAUCAUGCAUAACAAAGCCUACAAAUUUUUCGAGAUAAUGAAUAAAAGCAGUCGUAAUAGUUAUUUCCUCCAAUUAUUAUUAACUAUAAUCGGCAUUAGCAUAACAGCUGUACAAAUCGUUAUGUAUCUGCAUAAACCUGAAGAAGCUUUCAGAAUUAGUUUAUUUCUUAUAGCUGCACAAUUUCAUUUAUUUAUUAUUACUCUAACUGGACAAGUGAUUGCGGAUCAAAGUUCAAAAUUAGCCAAUAAUAUAUAUUGUACAACAUGGUAUCAAAUGCCUCCAAAUAUUCAAAAAAUAUUUCAUAUAAUACAAAUAAAAUCUAGUAAACCAUGUAAAUUAAGUGCAGGAGGAAUAUUGGAAUUGAAUAUCGAGAAUUUUGGAAUAGUACGUAAUAUUGCAUUGAAAACAUUAUUUCAGAAAACAGGAAGAGAGUAUUCUAAUAUAUUCGACAUUCCUUACUAUAAAGUUCUCAAGAAAUAUUUACAAUUUUUGGGACAAGAUCCAUAUCAAGAAUGUAAAUACAGAAAUAUUAUUACAAUUAUUAUGUUAAUUAGCAUGAUAGCUAUAUUUAUACCAACGACAUUUGAAAUAUAUGUAUCAAUACAUGAUAAAAAUACGGAUGCAGUAAUGGAAUGUUUGCCGAAUUUAUGUGCAAGUAUGAGCAGUGUUGUUAAAAUAUUGAAUAUAUAUUUCAAUAGAGAAAAUUUUAAUAAACUAUUAAAAUUUGUGGUGAAAGAAUGGGAGGAGCUGAAAUUAAAUGAAUUGCAUAUUUUAGAAGAAAUCACUAUUCAGGGUAGUAAAAUAGCGCACUUAUAUCGCAAUACUUUAUUGUCUUUUUUGAUAUUGUUUUUACUUGUUCCUAUGUACUUUCCUAUUCUGGAUAUAAUUGAUGCAUUAAAUCAAACUCGAUCACGACAACAACUACUUAGAGUCAAUUAUAUGCUUUUUAACGCUGAUGAUUACUUUUUCUAUGUGUAUUUGCAAUUAGCUUGGGGUGCAAUUGUUAUCGUAAUGAUUGUAAUUACCGUAGACUCUUUAUCUAUAAUUAUAAUUCAUCAUAUAUGUGGAUUAUUCGCAGUGUGUAGCUACAAAAUCCAAAAAACAAUAAAAGAUUUGACAGUAUUUGCUAAUACUGAAAAGUGCUCAUAUAAAGAAUUAGAAAAUUGCGUGAUGAAGCACAAGAAAGCAAUCAAAUUUUAUAAUAUUCUGAAUAAUAGUAGUCAACUGAGUUAUUUGCUUCAAAUUGGAAUAAAUAUAAUGGGUAUAAGCACGACAGCUUUUCAAUUAGCCGUCAAUUUAGAUACGAGACCACAAGAAGCAAUCAGAAACGCUGUAUUUUGUGGAGCCAAUCAAUUUCAUUUAUUUGUGCUUAGCUUACCUGGACAGAUACUUCUUGAUCAUUGUGCCGAACUUUCCAAUACAAUAUAUUGUUCUAUGUGGUAUAAAUUACCAGUAAAAAUUCAAAAAAUGUUUAACAUAAUGUUAAUGAGAAGUAAAAAAUCAUGCGCGUUAACGGUAUACGGAUUGUACGAAUUGAAUAUGGAAAACUUUGGAACAGUAUGUACUAUAACAUUUUUAGCUUGGGGAUCAAUUAUUGUUGUACUGACUAUAAUCGCUGCUGAUUGGUUCUAUAUUCUUAUAAUUCACUUUAACAGUGGAUUAUUUGCGGUGUGUGGAGUUCAAGUUCUAGAAGCAACAAUGAAUUCGAAUUUAAUUUCUAAAGAUGCGUUUUCUGAAAAUUCAUCAUAUGAAAAAUUUAGAACUUGUGUAAUCAUGCAUAAUGAAGUUAUAGAGUUUUACAAUAUUUUGAAUGAAAACUGUCAGUAUAGUUAUUUAAUUCAGGUUGGAUUAAAUAUGCUGGGCAUGAGUACGACAGCCGUUCAAACAGUUAUAAAUUUAGACAGACCGGAUGUAGCAAUUAGAAGCGCUGUAUUUUUUGGUGCCGAUCAGUUUCAUUUGUUUUUGCUCAGUCUACCUGGACAAAUACUUUUGGAUCAUUGUGCUGAUUUUGAAAAUACUAUAUAUGAUUCCACAUGGUAUGGAACAUCAUUGGAAAUUCAAAAAAUGCUUUAUAUGAUGCAAAUAAGAAGUAAAAAGCUAUGUGCAUUAACUGCAGGUGGAUUAUAUGAUAUGAAUAUUGAAAACUUCGGAAUAACUUUUAAAACAUGUAUGUCAUACUUCACGAUGAUAAUGUCGUUGAAAUAAUGAUUCUACGAUGUUCAUAAAAAAUAUAUGCCAAAUCUAUUAUAUUUUUUAUCCAGAUUAAUUGAGGAUACGAAUAAUAGUAGAAAUAAUUAAUAUGUAUUGUUAAUAUUAAGUAGCAAAACAUCAUAACAAAUUUUGUCGAACACAUAAAUAAAACAAAAUGUUGUAAUAUUGUAAUGUAUAAAAAAUAUUAUAAAUCUUACCAAAAUUACGAAU